AUGAGUCAAAACUUUAUUGAAAGUGUUGGUUCCAAAAAUAUUCUGCCUCAUAAAUCUGAAAGUAAUCUUAUAACUAAAUUAGAAAACUUAGAAUCAUUGAUUCAUUUGGAAAAACUAUAUAUAGGACAUAAUAAAAUAAGUGUCUUAGAAGGUUUAGAACAUAAUCUAUUGCUUAAGGAACUGCAUAUUCAAAGACAAAUAUUGAAUCCAGGUAGCUCAAUGUGCUUUGAUCCACGAACCAUGUACUGCCUUAAUUUGGAAGUUCUUCGAGCAAAUGAUAAUUUCUUUCCAAGUGCUGAUGAUUUUGUUGAAUGCUUGCAAUCUUGGUUAUAUUUAAAAGAGGCUGAAUUUAAGAGAUGCCCAGCCACAAAACUUAGGCGAUAUAAAGAUACCAUAAUUGGCAAUUCACAUAGAUUAGAAAUGCUCGAUGGCAAGCCAGUUUCUCAAAUAUCCAGGGUGAGCUUAAACAAACUUUUGGAAAACCAAGCAAAGGCCAAAAUUAGAGCCAAACAACAGUCACAUGAAAAAUACCAAGAUUUAAGAAAAUCCCUCUGUGAAGAUAAUAUUGAAACCUAUAUUAAUAUGAAUGCAGAAGAUUUCAAUGAGUUGCCAAAUAAUUCUUCAUAUAUAUCUUGGAACAGCUUCUAUUUAUCACCAUUAGUGCCAAGUAAUGAAUUGCCAGGAUUUUUACGCCAACAGUUAAGAGGCAGUGCAAGGACUAUCGCUCCAAAAUUUAAUAAAUAUUAA
Messenger RNA from Ctenocephalides felis (cat flea), 747 nucleotides. RefSeq names its product protein phosphatase 1 regulatory subunit 42-like. The record is from RefSeq and is a predicted model, not a curated record. The coding region runs from base 1 to 747 and encodes 248 amino acids. The transcript has 5 exons. Gene Ontology annotation, molecular function: protein binding. NCBI's taxonomy places the organism in Eukaryota, Metazoa, Arthropoda, Insecta, Siphonaptera, Pulicidae.